Meleagris gallopavo (turkey) is the source of this 3551-nucleotide messenger RNA. Lineage: Eukaryota; Metazoa; Chordata; Aves; Galliformes; Phasianidae. The record is from RefSeq and is a predicted model, not a curated record.
UUUGAUGGGGAGAACAUGUACAUGGGAAUGAACGACAAUACCCAGGAGUUUCUGUCGGCAAAUCAGACGUAUAAUAGUCAGAACGAGAAUAAUGAAGACUAUGAAAUCCCACCCAUCACACCUCCCAACCUCCCCGACCCUUCACUCCUGCACUUGGUGGACCAUGAAGCUGGAUAUCACUCCCUGUGCCACAGCCUGCCUCCAAACAGCCUGAUACCCGCGUACCCCUACCAGAACAUGGACCUGCCUGCCAUCAUGGUCUCCAAUAUGUUGAGUCAGGACGGGCACCUCCUCUCCAGCCAGCUACCUACGGUCAGUGACUUUCCCCUCUAUUUAUCUUUCGUUAAAGCCAUUUCUAUACAUCAUGCUAUGAUUUGAUUGAGAAGUUAUACGUUUAAAGAGAUGUUUGCACCGGGGAUGGGGAUUGAGCCUCCUGCUUGCCACCCCGUGCCCUGCUGCAGGAGUGGCUCAGUGGCAUUGGCAAGAGGAGCACGGCUGCCCCACAGACAGAGAGCUUUCCUCUUGAUUUCCAGGAGAACAAGAUCCCUGCCUGCACUUGCAAGCUCAAGUUGCCUUUUGGCUCACACAGUGGUAAGGUGAUACCUUGCAAAGUUUCAAAUGAUGCUUCUAUAGGAAUAAAUAACACAGGGAUAAUGAAGUAAAGGCAGCUCUGGGAAGAAACUUUGGGACUAAUUAGGCAUUAAGACGCUUCUGUAGCAUCAGCAUUGAAGAAAGGUUUUCUCUUGUUUUUUUGGCAGUGGUAUUGAAUUAACACUGGAGCUAUGUAAUAAUAUUUUCCUCUUUAGCACAUUUAGCCCUAUGGUUAGUUUUCUACGUUGUUUCUCUCUAAGAUCAUUGAUUUUCAUAGGUGCUGUUGGAAGGCAUCAAUAUCAAACAGAGUUAAUUUUACUUUAUUAGCAUUGCCUGCAAGUCUGCAACUGCUCUAGCUAGACAGCAUUUGGUGUCGAUUGCUUGAAUAGAUAAUGGUCUGAAAGAGAGAGAUAUUUAAAUAUUUAAAUGGGAUAUUAUCUCUUAGGCUAGGAAAAUCCCAAGGCUUUGUAAAGUCUUGGUGCAUCUCCAAGUUGCGUGGUUAGUGUGUUUAAGAAAAACAUCAUCUUCUGCCUAUCAAUAUUGAACACGAGCGUAUUUCUAUGAAAUUAAAUAUUACUUAGGUCUCUGUAUUAGCUUUUAGGUUCUUAGGUGAUUAAAACAUUCAUUUCUGAGACAAAAAGAGUCAAUUUCAGAUGAAAUAUUUUUCCCUAGUUUAAUUUAAAGUGCAACCCUUUUUCCUGACCCUUAUUUUCAUAACACAAUAAUUUUAUCCUGUGUUGAUUGUCUCAUUUUUGAGAGGUGAUAUUGCACUUAUAAAUCACUUUCUAAAAUACCUAAAGAAACAAGAAUAGUGGGAUUUAUUAAACAGCUUCUGUAUGUCUGAAAUAAUUUAUUUUGGAGUAGUCCUUGGGAAAUGUUCUCUUUCUUAUUUUAUGGUACUGUUUUACAAAUGCAGCGUGGUGACAAUAAAUCAGGGCUGAACCGGAGAAGAUAAGAAAGGGGCUUAGUGGGCUGUAAACAUAGAAUAGAGAGAUUAAGAUUUUUUUGCCCCUUACCACUAAAAUAAAAAAUCCAGUGAACCCUGAAUUUUCCGGCCGAUAGUGAAUUGAAAGUGCUUAGUUUUGAGUGGAAACCUCCGGAUCUGCAAUACAUCUUCAAAGGUCCCAGCAGUAAAGGAAGUAGAUCAGGGUGCGAAUGGUGUUGCAAUGUCAAGUUGAAAUUAAAUCCUGCCCUCCCCUCCCGUCAAAGUUUUUUUUCCAUGCUGUCAGACCUGAGCUACAGAAACAGCUCCCAGCCCUAUUUUUUCCUGCCCAGCUGUGGUUUUGGAUGCCCGCACUGAGUUCCCCUCACUCCACUAUAGCUCCACUGUGGCAGGAUUGUUCUCUAAUUCUAUUGGGAGCAAGGCGUGUACAGUAAUUAAAUACAAGAAACGGAGCAGAUUUUUAAGCCUGUGUCACUGACAUCACCUGCCCACGUCCCAUUAAGCCUCAGCUCUCUGGCUGAGGCACCAUGAAGAUACUUCAGGCCUUGCUGCCUGUCACUGUGCAACAUGCAACCUUCCCCAAAUCUGCCCAAAAGUUCAUCACAUUCAGGUGGGAGUUGCAGCACGAAAGGAUUUGAUAAAGGAAUCUUUGAAUCAUAGAAUGAUAGAAUGGCAUGGGUUGAAAAGGACCACAAUGAUCAUCUAGUUUCAACCCCCCUGCUAUGUGCAGGUCGCCAACCAGCAGACCAGGCUGACCAGAGCCACAUCCAGCCUGGCCUUGAAUGCCUGCAGGGAUGGGGCAUCCACAAAAAAGGAAGGGACUUAUCUGCUUGCACUUCCAAAAAGAGUCCAAAAAUGUCCCAGCAUUGUCCAUACAUUGAGUUAAGCCUCUCAGUGCCUCUGCAAGGGAUGCAACUGUUGUUCCCAUUAUGCAGGUGAAGAUCUAAAUCAGAGCAGUUUAAAGCAGCUGCAGGAAAUCCCACAAUGGGAUGAGAGCUAGAGAGUGAAGGUGAAGCCUUGGGGAAGGCAUGUUGUAGUUGUGCUGGGCAAAAGAAACAGUUGAAAAAAUCUUAACAGGACAGAUUAUUCUCUCUUGCCAUCUGUUUUUUUUGUUUUUUGUUUUUUCUUUUUUUUGCUAUGGAGAAAGAGGAGGAAUGGUUGGAGGGAAAGAAAACAGGAAAGAUGUGAUUUUCACUUAGAAAUGGUCAACACUUAGGGAAAUAGGAGAGGAAGAAAGACCUGUUUUCACAUAAAGGGAAUAACUUUGCCCACUGUGAGCGUCCUCUUAGCUUUUUGGUGUCGGCAGGUGGCUGUUGAGCCCUCACAGGGCUCUGGUGGGUGAGAGCUGGGAAGCGCCGGCCAUAGCUAGAGACAGGCAGCAAGGCGGGGUGCUGCUGGGAGAAGGAGCUGCUGUGAAUAAAUGAGAUUUCAGAAGGGAUUUGCCAGAACCUAUUUGACAGAAAGAAAGGGUGAUCAAGGUCAGAGCCCACGAAUCUCCAGCACAGUGCAAACAUAUUUCCAUAAAUAUUAGAUAGCGGCGUGUCUCUGCUCGUCAGGUGGGAUGGGUGCCCAGUCCGAGGUGCUGCACCCUUCUCUGUUGGGUAGAACUAUGGCACAGCUGUGUACUUUUGCUGGGGGAAAUGUCAUUUUGGACAUCCCAAGUAGCAGCUGUUAGGAGCAAGCAUUGACUUUGUCAUCAGUGUGAGAGUUUGAUUGGAGAGACUGGCAACUUUCCACGCAUCUCUGCUCCCUGGUGCUUCUCAUGAUGGGAGAUGUACUUGACUUUAUUUCUUGACGUUUGCACUGGUUGUGGCUGUGAAUAAGGUACCCAAAAUCAGCCUUCCUCACUCUUCAGCUCUUCUGGAGGAGGUUGUAGCAAAUGCUGUCCUAUAGUCCCUCCCUUCCCCUUACUGGGAAGAGAAGGAGAGAUGGAGAGGUUGGAAAGAAACUAUCCCUUCAGCUCCGGGUGAUGAAUUUUUUCUGCUAUCAGCAAGCUGGUGCAUCAGCUUGAGUGAAA